Molecule: messenger RNA, 2423 nt
Organism: Macroventuria anomochaeta
Lineage: Eukaryota; Fungi; Ascomycota; Dothideomycetes; Pleosporales; Didymellaceae
Product: pseudouridine synthase-like protein TruD/Pus7
Exons: 2
Coding region: 1-2385 (794 amino acids)
Biological process (GO): pseudouridine synthesis
Cellular component (GO): nucleus
Molecular function (GO): pseudouridine synthase activity; RNA binding
Source: RefSeq, a predicted model, not a curated record
AUGUCAGACGACCGCGAGACCAAUGCGCGACCCGCAAAGCGCGCGCGCCUCGACGACAGCGCCGCCCACACUCCCUCCACCGCCGUCACACCUCAAGCCACGCCUGGCUCUGCCCUCAAUGCGCCUUCACAAAUCGAGACCGACUACGACCGCGAAGUCCGCGCGGGAAUCGCAGAAUAUAUUUGUCCCAAUAACCUAGGCUUCACCGGCGUGUUGAAGCAGAGGUACACGGAUUUCUUGGUCAACGAGAUUGGGCUCAAUGGUCAGGUGCUGCAUUUGAAAAGCACGCAAGUCGAGAAGAAGAAGAAGAAGGAUGUGAGGGCUGAGGCGCCGGCAGAGAGUGAGGAGGUUAAGCCAGAGGAGAAGAUUGAGAUCAGGGAGGAGUAUGGUGCAAAUGCUGCGCCUGCUGCCCCGAAGGAAGAGAAGCCUGUGGAAGCUGAACCAGCAGCUAAGGCAGAGGAGACGAACGACGGGGAGGAGACAUUUGCGAUUGCUGACGCGCCGAAGAAGGAGGUCAAGGAAGAGCUUUCCGAGGAGGAUACCAAAUUACUUUACUCGAUCUUUGGCGAAGACACAACGAAACAGAUCGUAGCGCUUGUGCAGAGCAUACGGAAUCGCGAAGAAGCGAAGGCGAGAACCUUCAAAGCCGUCACGUCAGCACCCAUCCUCGACAAAGAGACACGCACGAACGCGCACAAAUCACUCCGUCGCAUGUUCCCAAAUCUCCUCGAAACAUCAAUGGAGAGCGACCAGUCGAUACGAAUCAAGGCAAACCCUCCAGCAGAGCGCAAAAGCAAAGGUGGGAGGGGAGACAAAGCCAAUGGAGACCAGGGCAAGCACAGAGGUGGUCAAUUGGCCUGGGAAGAGCUCGGUGGAGAAUACCUGCACUUCUCGUUGUAUAAAGAGAACAAAGACACAAUGGAGGUUGUUGGCUUCCUUGGGAGCAAGCUCAACAGUGGUGCGAAAGCGUUCGCUUUUGCAGGCACCAAGGACAGGCGCGCCUGUACUGUUCAGCGACUGUGCGUCAAGCGUCAGACUGCUGAACGUAUCGCAGGAUUCAACAGGUCGCUGUUCAAUGCAGCGGUUGGUGAUUUCGAGUACCGUAAAAACGACUUGAAGCUGGGUGAUUUGAUGGGCAAUGAAUUCACCAUCACGCUUCGAGAUUGCAAGUUCCAGAAUGAGGAGGGCAUGAAUGCUAUACAGAGACAAGCGUUCGCAAACGAUGUGGUCGGCAAGGCCAUUAGGGACUUCUCAGAGAAGGGGUUCAUCAACUAUUAUGGCCUCCAGCGCUUUGGGUCUUUCGCAGCUAGUACAGACCAGGUUGGUCGCAAGAUGCUGCAGGAUGACCUGAAGGGCGCCGUGGACGACCUUUUGAACUACAGCGAGGUAGCACUCGCCGCAGCAGAGGGCACAAGCAACUCCAACAUCCUCGUCUCCCAAGACGACCGCAACCGCGCGAAAGCCCUCCACCUCUGGAGAACCGAAGGAAAAGGCCCCGCAGCCCUGGAACUCCUUCCCCGCAAGUUCACCGCCGAACGAAACAUCAUUCAGCAUCUCAGCUCCCGCAACAGCAAGUCUGGCCGCCAUGACCGCAAAGCAGACUGGCAAGGCGCACUGAUGACCAUCCCCCGCACCCUCCGUCUCAUGUACGUCCACGCCUACCAAUCGCUCGUCUGGAAUGUCGUAGCCGGCAAGCGCUGGGCCACACACGGCGACAAAGUCGUAGCAGGCGACCUCGUCCUAGUCAACGAACACCUCGACAAGACCGGCAACGCCUCAUCUACGGCCAACACCGCCAUCGACCAAGACGGCGAAUUCAUCAUCAACCCCUCUGGCACCGAAAACGCAAACGCCGUAGCCGAAGACUUUGAGCGCGCUCGCGCACUCACUAAUACCGAAGCUGAAAGCGGGCAGUAUACCGUCUACGACGUCGUGCUGCCACAGCCUGGCUUCGAUGUCGAGUACCCCAAGAACUCAAUCGGCGAGUUCUACAAAGAGUUUAUGGGCAGUGAGCGCGGCGGCGGUCUGGAUCCACACAACAUGCGCCGCUCCUGGCGCGAAGUCAGUCUGAGCGGCGGGUACAGGAAGUUCCUGGCCAAGCCGCUGAGGCCGUUGGAGUUUGAGGUGCACAGCUAUACGAAGGAGGAUCAGCAGUUCGUGGAGACGGAUUUGGAUAAGAUUAAGAAGGCGAGGGGGGGCGCGAAGGAGGGUGAAAGGGAGAGUGGGGAUGUGACGAUGGAGGAGGGUGAAGAAGAGGAGAAGAAGAUUGCGGUUGUUGUUAAGCUUCAACUGGGAAGCAGUCAAUAUGCGACUAUGGCGCUGAGGGAGCUGAUGAAGGCUGGUGGUGUUAAGGCGUACAAACCGGAGUUUAUGGGCGGGCGCUAGGUAAGUACGACACAUCCUUCUAGAAGGCCCCUGCCGAG